AUGGAUGAUGCAACAGUCAAGAUUACAGGCCAAAUACUCGAGUUCUUCCUGAAUAUGCUGGGCGUGUGGCUGAGUUUCAAGUUCAUUCAGGCUUUGAACCAGACAAGUCUGUUCUUAACAAAUCAAAAGUACUAUGUUACUAGCAUUGUUUUGUCAGGGAUUGUUACUGCAAUUACACGGUAAGACAACUUUUUUUCUCCACCAUCUGACAGUCUUGUUAUUUGAUUCAUCAUUUUAGAACCCUUAUUUUAAUCGAAGAACAUUUGAUCGAGUUUCCAAGGCCAAUCAGCGUUGUAAUAGAGUAUGCUCAUAACCUGGCUGACAGUGUGGUCCUAAAUAUGGUUGUUCAACUCAUGAUCUUUGUUGAUUGCUUCUACUCCACCGUACAACCGUUCGACAUUGGUAAGAACAGAACGGUCUGCAUUUGUGUGUUAUUGGUAAGCCGAGCAGUAUUCAAAUCCAACAAUUAGGAUCUCUCUUUUUCAGUGGGUCCUAUCACUUACUCAUCAAAAGUUAAGCGAGUACGGAUUGCCGCCAGGACUGGUGUCCAUCGCCUUUAUGGGAUUCCUCAACCUUAUUUGUUGGUUGGCGGUCAUAGGAUUGAUUCUGAUUGGAAGAUUCAAAUACAAACAUCAAGCUGUUGGUGAGAUCAAGGAAAAGUACAGGGUAAGUGAUUCUCAGAUCGGACCGACUUCUGUGGUCUACAUUAAUAUGAGAGUCCCAUUUUAUUCUUUGUUUGGGUGCUAUUUUUGCAUUAAAAAAAUUGACAGCCGAUCCAGGCCAGAAAACAAAGCCGGCGGAGGUGAUAGUCCAAGCCCGCUUUUCCAUCUGCUUUAGCCCGGCCCAGGAGCCAAGUUUAGAUAGGCAACUUAAAUUUAUUUAUUUAUUACUGAACGUAACUUCAAUUGAUUUUAAAAUUAAUUUAACGAUCGGAUGACGCCUAAAAGAAGCGCGAUUCAGGAAGCGAAACAAUCACUUUCUGUAUGCUUCUUAUGUUAACUGCUUAGCAUUUAGAGACCCGAUUGUUUAGUCAUCAAACACAACCGUUUCAUGAUAUUGACAUGACACGUUGAAUUGUCAUUCCCCCUUCUUUGCCAAGGCAUAUAUGUACUCAUUUCAGAUAGUUGUUUUACUCCGGACUUUGACAGUUUUAAAGCCGCUGGCCAUCCUCAGCGCUCUUCGCAAUUUCAUCCUAGAUGGGAUCAUAUUGCUGUUGCUGUUGUAGGUCAUUUCUUUUCUAAUUUUUAUAUGCAUUUCUGUGUGUUCUCCUCUUACCACCCAUUUUAGAGAAGUCAUCCCCGGAAAUACAGUGGUUGGGUUUUGCUACGACUACACCGUCGCAUUCUACAGCAUUUUUUCUCCAAUUGUUAUGAUUAAAAGUCAUGACGAGCUAAAGAAAAUCUUUGGGUUCUGCAAACAAGUUGAGGACAAUACUUCGACGAAAGCCACAGUUACAAAUGAUGACAAGUUUGUCCCAAAAAAUGUGGUUGGUGAAUUCUUGAGGGUACCUAACGAUGGAGAUCAUCAUUUUAAACAAAUUGCUUCCAAUUGGAACACAAUGGCUGUGCAGAGAAAUAGCACUUUUCGAAAUGUCACUGUUAUAGACUUGUAAGAAUAAAUUUGCACAGUUCAAGAGAAAGCCGGUGCUCUUAUUUUUUAGUUGGUCCACAUACGGGUUGAUCAAAAAAUUUUGUAUUUUGAGAAUCAAGUUUGUAGUGUUUAGUCCUUUCAUUCGGUGUGCAAAACAAGUCUUGCAGAUGGGGCAAGACUUGUUUUUAAAAAAGUCUAACAGUGUCGACGAAAAAAUCAUAAUACAAAUUACAUUUCGGAAAUUUAAAGAACUGAUAGCUGACAAACAUUUUCGACAAGGGCAAAUAAAAAAGAAAUAAGAAUCAUACGGACGAUAACUUUACUGCGUUUCAAGGAUUUCGUAUUCAACAGACUAAUUUUGUUCCUCAAUUUUGGCGGAAACACGAACAAUUCGAACAACAUUUAGACGAACACAAAUGAAAGGCGCACAAAAGUAGGCAAAUUUGAUCAAGAUCUGGGCGUCGGAGAGACAAAUUUAAUAAAAUCUGGGCUCCUCAGUUUCUAAAACCUUCAAAAAUCCCGCCACAUUCUCCCUUAAUUUUUGGAAUAUUUGCCCAGCUGACAUUUUGUCGAACACGCCGCUGACGUCGCCAUUUACAAAUACAAUUCCUUUGUUCAUUUUUCGAAACCUUUUUUUGUAGAUUUACAUCUCCGUUCCAGUGCGAAAUUCUGGGUAUUCGAGGCCAAUGCUCUAGGUGGAAGCGAUCGAAAAAGGUAGCGUGAAUAACUUCAGAUUGUAAUAGACUUCAUUUUGAGCGUGUUGAAGUUGUCUCAUGAUUUUUUAAAGGCCUUUAGAGACCGGUGCAUUUUCCGAAGUAUAAAUUUAAGAAGGGCAAGGGAAUUCUAAUCUUUAGGCAAGAUCUUAAAGAUCUUGGCUCUUUCAACUUAUGUAAUACAACCAGAUGAAAAGUUGUCUAUUGUAAAGCCCGAAAAUCCAAAAAAAAUGAGCUCCACAAAAUGUGAUUUCAAAUUUUUGUUGGAACCUUGUCCAAUAUAAAAGUGGGACUUUUGAAGACGUACGUGAACGCUUACGUUAAGAUAUAUCAGUCUGUCGGAAAAAUAACGGCGGACUGUCGCAGCGAAAUGUCUCGCCUCGUCGAAGAAAGGGUGAAGUCGCACACAAAAUUUCCAGCUGCGGCUUGCCGUCACAAGGCGAUGAUGGGCGAUUCCGAGGCGCCACGAGCCGCCGUUAUUUUCCCGACAGACUGAUACUUUUUUAUGGUCGAAUUUUGGAAAGUCACAUGAGGUGAGAAAGACGUGCACAAAGUUUUUACAAAAAAAGGAAUAAAGACUUUGCCCCUGUCUUUUAUCUCCGAUCCUCCUCAUUUCAAGCACUCUCUCGAAUGACGCUCGUAGAAUAAUACAUAUAAUAGAUAUUUUCUCGGCAGCACCUACAAAAGCCUAGCUAAUCUUUUGGGACUGAACAGGGAUGCAAUUAUGAAGAUCACUGUGUCGAUACGACGAUAAGGUUGCCUUAGCGGGCAAAAGAUGCCCAAAAACAGUCGGUAUUUUCAAUAAUGUAGAUGCUUAAUUUGAAGAAAGUUGAAGUGCUGCAUUUGGAGUCAUGCCCAUAACUUCCCUCUAAAUGAUUGAUUCUUAACCACAAAAAAUGGUUUUCCCUCGUAUUUUAGCGCUUGUCCAAGAUGCAGCCUUUUCAUCUCGCAUUAGCCUGCCUCCUGGGAUCCUCGAUUUGCCAACCAUCCCUUGCGCAGUACAACAACCGCCGGAACAACGGCUAUGGCCAACAAGCAGCUCCCGACCCAACAAUGUUCUCGCAAUGGCCCAAACAAAUCACUCAAACAUGGCCAACGCCGGUUCAAAAUGAAUUGAAGCCAAUCCGAGGGCCCGACAUUUUGGUUGGUUCUCAGAUCCUGGACCAAAUUGACCGCUUUUCGUCGCUGGAUCAGCUGGCCAUGACGCUGCAAACGGCGUCGCCGCCGCUGGCAAAUUUUUUGUCUCAAGAAAUAAUUGGGGUCAAGAACGCAAUGAAUCAACUGAAAAUGAAGGCCACUCUGAAUACGCAAAUUUUCGUUAAUGAGGUGAGGAUUACUGUAUUUUAAGGAUUACUGUAUUCAGCUGCAAAAGAUUGGGCAAGAAUUCUUGACUAAUUCAAGUGCGGAGUUCAAAAAUCUGGACCCGGCAACGCAAGCCGAGCUCAAAAAUGCCUAUCCGACGUUGUCCAAGUAUCUGGGAAGUAAGCGAUAUUGUAGUAGGAGAUCAAAAUUUAGGUUGAUUAAAAAUAAGUUUAAAAGACAAAACCGAGCGCUGAAAUGGCCAAAAAAGAAGCCAACGUGUAUUUUCAGGCCCAAUAUCGCAGAAUCUUCUCUUCGGUGAGAGCGUACCGCCAAUCGGCGCCCCCUCCAUUCUCCCAACUCAAUAUGCCUCUAAACAAAAUUUAGACCUCCAGCAGAAGAUGCUAAAGCAACAGCAACAACAGAACGGAUAUCAAAAUCCAUAUGGAAGUAACAUGGGGUACAAUAAUGGGAUGAACUAUGGGAACAACAGAAGAUACGGAUGA
Messenger RNA from Bursaphelenchus xylophilus (pine wood nematode), 4108 nucleotides. The record is from the annotation of a GenBank genome assembly. Lineage: Eukaryota; Metazoa; Nematoda; Chromadorea; Rhabditida; Aphelenchoididae.